Molecule: messenger RNA, 643 nt
Organism: Papaver somniferum (opium poppy)
Lineage: Eukaryota; Viridiplantae; Streptophyta; Magnoliopsida; Ranunculales; Papaveraceae
Product: stress-associated endoplasmic reticulum protein 2-like
Exons: 3
Coding region: 143-349 (68 amino acids)
Biological process (GO): endoplasmic reticulum unfolded protein response
Cellular component (GO): endoplasmic reticulum
Source: RefSeq, a predicted model, not a curated record
CGCCCGCCGUUACUUACUAUUUUUCUUAUUAAAACCAGGAAACGCGGGUUUGAUUCUGCAUUGACCCAAUCUGAAUCUCCAAAGCCUCAGUUUUCUCUCCUUGUCUCUGCAAUUUCUUCGUUACGUCCGUUCUUGCAUUAAGAUGACGACUUCAAAGCGCAUUGCCGAUAAGAAAAUUGCCAAAUUCCAGAAAAACAUUACAAGAAGGGGAUCAGUUCCUGAAACCACUAUUAAGAAAGGGUCUGACUAUCCAGUUGGACCCAUUGUGUUGGGCUUGUUCGUCUUUGUGGUCAUUGGAUCAUCCCUGUUUCAGAUAAUUAGGACGGCAACAAGUGGUGGGAUGGCAUGAAGCAAUUUUGACUAAUUUGGCCCACAUGGUAGUAAUGAUCCAGGGUUUGUUGGAAAGAGAGGUCAGAGGAACAGCUUAAAUGGUGCUUGCAUUUUUGAAUAUGAAAGUGACUUGCAUUUCCGUGAUGGUAUGUUUGUUGUGGUUUAGUUAGAAUGUUCAAAAAUCAGUAUUGUUUUUCUUUUUACUUAAAUGUAUGUUGAAUAGCACUCCCUUGUUAUGCAUUAGUUCAAAACAAUAAAAAGUAACUCUUAUCCUAUGGACUUGUGUAAUGAAUUUUAUCUCUCUCCCUGUGAA